Messenger RNA from Sphenostylis stenocarpa, 1020 nucleotides. The record is from the annotation of a GenBank genome assembly. NCBI's taxonomy places the organism in Eukaryota, Viridiplantae, Streptophyta, Magnoliopsida, Fabales, Fabaceae.
AUGGCUACUAAUAGCCGUAGAACAUAUGGGUUCCUUUUUUAUUGGCUUUAUCCUGCCCACAUGCCUCUUCUUCUGAAAGGCAUUACACAUUAUGCUGAUAUUCCAGAGGUAACAACUCCAUUAUUGAAAUUCAUGGCUGAACUAGUACUGAAUAAGACCCAGCGAUUGAAUUUUGAAUAUUCUUCGCCAAAUGGGAUACUUCUUUUCCGAGAAGUUAGUAAAUUGAUUGUUGCUUAUGGAUCAAGAAUUUUAACUCUUCCUAACAAAGCGGACAUGUACACGUCCAAAUACAAGGGGAUAUCAAUUUGUUUGCUAAUUCUUACUCGAGCAAUGUCUGGGAGCUUUGUCAACUUUGGAAUUUUUGAACUUUAUGGUGAUAGAGCGCUUGUUGAUGCUCUUGAUAUCACUGUUAAGAUGAUAUUAUCAAUUCCUUUGGCCGAUAUAUUUGCAUUUCGGAAGGUCGCAGCAGCUUACUUUGCAUUCUUGGAUUCUCUCUUCAGUAAUCAUUUAUCAUUUGUUUUGAGUUUGGAUAAAACUACCUUUAUGCAUGUUGUUGGAACUCUUGAAUCAGGCCUUAAAGAUUCAAGUGAGAAAAUAUCAUCACAGUCUGCCUAUGCUAUUGACAACUUGGCUACAUUUUAUUUCACCCAUGUUACUGUUGGAGAGUCAGUUAACUCACUUGCUGCUCAUAAUGUAGCUGGACUCACUUCUGAUUGUGCUGAACUUUUCUCUAGAAUAUUGAAAACUCUAUUUGAAGUUGUUAUAUUCGAGGACCGUGGGAAUCAGUGGACUCUUAGCCGUGCAAUUCUGAGCAUGAUGCUAAUCAGUGAAGAGAUGUUCACAAAUGUCAAGGCUCAAAUUUUGUCUUCCUAUCCACCAGACCAACACCAGCGGCUUUCUUUGUGCUUUGACAAGCUUAUGACAGAUGUGUCGCUUAGCUUGGAUGGAAAGAACAGGGAUAAAUUCACUCAGAACCUCACCCGAUUCAAUCCAUUGGCUCCAUACGAGAAAGUAAAGUAG